Messenger RNA from Phytophthora sojae, 636 nucleotides. RefSeq lists its product as hypothetical. NCBI's taxonomy places the organism in Eukaryota, Oomycota, Peronosporomycetes, Peronosporales, Peronosporaceae. The record is from RefSeq and is a predicted model, not a curated record. The transcript has a single exon. The annotation marks the transcript as partial.
AUGGCCGAGCGCAAGAGCAAGAGCAAGAGCCGCCGCAAGAGCCCGUACUGCACCCGCCGGAGCAGCAGCUUCCACAGCCCGACGCCCGCCUCCAAGCGCGCGCUGGAGCCGCUCUUCGAGUCGCCCGACGCCAGCCACAGCUUCCUCUCCGCCUCCGUGAGCCUGUCCCCGAGCCUCUCGCCCCGCCCUGCGCCGCCCUCUGACCGUGUGCUGACCUUCCUGCAGAGCGCGCGCGACCGCGACGUGCCCGUGCGCUUCGGCAAGUGGAGCGGCGCCGAGGACACGUACCUGGCCAAGCUCGUGGCGCUCUUCAGCGACGGCCUGCUGGCCGACCUGGACGCCAAGACGACGCUGCGCUCGUGGCUCGCGCUCAUGCUCAACUGCUGCCCCAUGCGCAUCUCCAAGAAGCAGAUGCACGGCCGCGGCUUCUCGGGCAAGACCAAGUUCCGGCACAGCAACAGGGCCGAGCGCAUGACGCAGGACAGGCACCAGCAGCUCCUGCAAGAGAUCGAGACGCUGCGCAGCGCCUUCGUCCGCGCCUGGGCCUUCGAGGAGAUCCAGCGCCGCCACGACUGCCGCGACAGCAUCGACGACUGGGUCCUCAAGCUGCAGCAGCUCGUGCCCACGCCCAAACUC